AGGCGGCGGCCGAGGGGACCCGGCCGGGAGGCGCGGAGAGCGCGAGGCCUGCGCGGCCCGCCCAAGCCGCCCGCCCCCCUCCGGCUUCUGGAGAGGCCGCCGCCUGGGACGCUGGGCUUGGGCUACUGCUAGGCCGCGCCUGGCUUUGCUCCAGGGGUCCCGGUGAGGACGAGCGGCGGCCAUGGCGGCGGCGGAGACCAAGAUCAUCUACCACCUGGACGACCAGGAGACGCCGUACCUGGUGAAGCUGCCCAUCCCGGCCGAGCGGGUGACGCUGGGCGACUUCAAGGCGCUGCUCAACCGGCCCAACUACAAGUUCUACUUCAAGUCUAUGGACGAUGAUUUCGGCGUUGUGAAGGAAGAAAUCUCAGACGACAAUGCAAAGCUUCCCUGUUUCAACGGCCGCGUGGUGUCUUGGCUGGUGUCUGCUGAGGGGUCUCAUUCGGACGCCGGGUCUGUCUGCGCCGACAAUCAGCCGGAGCUGCCGCCUUCCAUUGAGCGUACUGGAGGGAUAGGAGACUCCAGGCCUCCUUCUUUUCACCCCAAUACUGGAGGAAGUCGAGAGAACCUGGAUAAUGAGACGGAGACUGACUCAGUGGUAUCGAUACAGAGGGAAAGGCCGCGCAGGAAAGAUGGACCUGAACAUGCCCCCAGGGUGAACGGGACAGCCAAGGCGGAACGGCGGCGGGAACUAGGGGGCUAUGAAAGCUCCUCCACCCUCAUGAGCAGUGAACUCGAAACCACCAGCUUCUUCGACUCAGAUGAAGAUGAUUCUACAAGCAGGUUCAGCAGCUCAACAGAGCAGAGUAGCGCCUCCCGGCUGAUGAGAAGGCACAAGCGACGCAGGCGGAAGCAGAAAGUACCACGCAUUGAACGGUCCUCAUCCUUCAGCAGCAUCACAGAUUCUACCAUGUCGUUGAACAUUAUCACAGUUACCCUCAACAUGGAGAAGUACAACUUCCUGGGCAUCUCCAUCGUCGGGCAGAGCAACGAGCGUGGCGACGGCGGCAUCUACAUUGGCUCCAUCAUGAAGGGAGGGGCUGUGGCAGCCGAUGGAAGAAUUGAGCCCGGAGACAUGCUGCUGCAGGUGAAUGAUAUCAAUUUUGAAAACAUGAGCAACGACGACGCUGUGCGAGUGCUGAGGGAGAUUGUGCACAAGCCAGGGCCCAUCACUCUGACUGUUGCCAAGUGCUGGGAUCCCAGCCCCAGGGGCUGCUUCUCGCUACCCAGGAUUGCUCCCCAGCGGAUCUGGGCUGGGCCAGACUCUCCAUGCUCCGAUCCGGGUGAGCCCAUCAGGCCCAUUGACCCAGCAGCCUGGGUUUCCCACACCGCAGCGAUGACCGGCACCUACCCAGCGUACGGUAUGAGCCCAUCCAUGAGCACAAUCACUUCCACCAGCUCCUCCAUCACCAGCUCCAUCCCAGAAACCGAACGUCUCGAUGACUUUCACCUGUCCAUCCACAGCGACAUGGCCACGAUUGUCAAAGCCAUGGCUUCGCCAGAGUCGGGCUUGGAGGUGCGCGACCGCAUGUGGCUGAAGAUCACCAUCCCCAAUGCCUUCAUUGGAUCCGAUGUGGUAGAUUGGCUCUACCACCAUGUAGAAGGCUUCACAGACAGGCGAGAAUCCCGCAAGUAUGCCAGCAACCUCCUGAAGGCCGGUUACAUCCGACACACUGUCAACAAGAUCACGUUCUCGGAGCAGUGCUACUACAUCUUUGGCGACCUCUGCGGCAACAUGGCCAGCCUGUCCUUGCAUGACCACGAUGGGUCCAGUGGCGCCUCCGAUCAGGACACCUUGGCUCCUUUGCCUCAUCCAGGAGCUGCCCCAUGGCCCAUGGCCUUCCCCUACCAGUACCCGCCACCCCAUCCAUACAACCCCCACCCUGGAUUUCCUGACCCAGGCUACAGCUAUGGAGGCGGAAGCGCGGGCAGCCAGCACAGCGAAGGAAGCCGGAGCAGCGGCUCCAACCGCAGCGGCAGCGAGAGGAGGAAGGAGCGAGAGCCCAAGGCCGGGGAGUCCAAGUCGGGCGGCAGCGGCAGCGAGUCGGACCACACCAGCCGCAGCAGCAUGCGGAGGGAGCGGGCGGCCAGCGAGCGCUCGGUGCCGGCCAGCCAGCGCAGCCACCACUCGAUGGCUCAUAGCAUCCGCAGCCACCACAGCCAGCAGUCCUACGGGCCUCCCGGCCUGCCGCCCCUCUACAGCCCUCCCAUGCUGCUGAUGCCUCCGCCGCCUUCCGCCCUGGGACCCCCGGGGGCUCCCCCUGGCCGAGACCUGGCCUCUGUGCCCCCUGAACUGACGGCCAGUAGACAGUCAUUCCGAAUGGCCAUGGGCAACCCCAGUGAGUUCUUUGUGGAUGUAAUGUGAAACGCCGCCCCUCCCUCCGCCUGCCUGCCGCCCCCGUCGGUUUUGUCUCCUAGGAACAGCCCGGCCUGCGGGGGAUUCCUUUUCUUUUCUUUUUUUGGUCUUGGCAAUUAUGAAAAGGGAAAAAAACCCCCACAAAAUAAACUGAACUAAAUGUUUUUGAUUCUAAUCCCUGCCUGCAAGGGGGCCCGGCAGCCUCGCCUGAACCACCCCUGGACUUGAUUGCAGAGGCGCGUCCCCCCCCCCUGCUUGUGCCAACCCCUCCCCCCAUAACCCCUUCUCUAACCCAUUAAUCCGCAUCUGCCUGGGGACUCUGCUGCUCGCCUGUGUUUUCCCUGCCGGCUCACUUCUCCUGCCCUAAACACAUGCCCUCUUUCUUCUCGCCCCUUUUUGUGUCCCUCUCUGUCGAGCAGCCAAGAAUUACGGGGUGUUUGACUUCCUCUGAGCUGGCCGCCCGUGCUGGGGAGAGCCGCAGCGUGCUGUGGUGGUUGGGCUCCCCCGCAACCGAGGAAGAUGCAGAGCCCUGCAGGCAGGCACUUGGCCAUGUGGGGGCUGAAGAUGGCUUCUUUCCAUCCUGGUGGAAGGUGCCCCACCUUAUCCAUAACCCCGGGAAGGGAGCAGGGCUCAGAUCCAGCUGUGCCUUCAGUCUUCCAUCUGAUAAGAUGUAGCAGCUUGGUGGCCAUUGGCAUGAGGUUGAGAGGAGAGCUCCCACCUUGCCAGGCAGGUGAGAGUUCCCCUUGAGAGCUUCUCAGAUGGUGAUAAGAGCCGGAAGCCGCCAAAGAGGCUCACACCCUUCCUUGAUUCUUUGCCUCCCAUGUCUUGAUUAGCACCAAUAGCAAGAGUGCCAACCCUCAGUAUCCAUAGUUCACGUUCCUGAAGGUACUACAGGUACAAGUGCCCCCCUUUCUAAUAUGCUUUCUUUCUCUACCCAAGCACUCAUGGUGAGCCAUCUUCUUGCUGUAUCUCUUCGACGUCUGGUGGCCUCUUUAGUAGAGCCUUUUUUACUGCCACCUUUUCACACCCAGGUCUCUCUUGUGCCCAUCAGUCCGUUGUCUCUUAAGCCGAGCUGUUUUUAGAUGCUCUCUCUCCUCAGCCUCCUCCACUGUUUCGUUUAAAUGCCUUGCAUCCACACUACAUAACCCUGGCAGCAGUAUCCCUUGGUAUUUCCUCUGCCCACCUCCCCCUCUUCUUUGUCUCCUACCUCUCUUCCAUCCUUCCUUUUCUUUUUAACAAUCCCAAAACUGAAAAAGUGAUGGGGGGGGGGGGAGAGGAAGAGAUGGGGGGUGGGGAGGUAGACAAAUAUCAAAAAGAUAAUUUCAUUAGCACAAAUAGUAUGAAAUAAGUUCUGUGGGAUACAGGUUUUUAAGCAGAGGUUGGAAGGCCACCUGUCAUGUAUGAUCUAGUUGCGAUUCCUGCAUUGCAGGGGGUUGGACUGGAUGAGCUUCCAACUCUACAAUUCUGUGAGGAUUUUAACAAAGCAACUUUUGGGGUCGUCAUGGUUGUGAACAUGGAUGGAUCUCCAAAAUCAGAAGAGUUGCUGCACUAGGCUUAUGUCCCAGGGGCCAGAUGAGUUGCCCCAAGUGGACCCCUGCACCAUGAUUGCCAGCAGCAAAAUAAAGAAUAAACUUAGGCGGUGCUCCUGUUCACUGUUCCUGUCACUCAGCAUUGUCCUCCGCCAUGACGCUGAAGUCUGUUUCCCUCCUCCCCCAAACAUUCAUUCAUCUUUCCUUGGCCAUUGAGAAUACACUGAGAUUUUUAUUGGGUUCUUUUUAGGGUCUCCCUCCCAAAAAAGUAUUUUAUGUACUCCAGCAAAUAUCAGAUUGCUGAGCCUCCUCCCUCUUGGAUGCAGAAGUCCAAUAAAUAUUUUAACUGUAUUUUUAACCAUAACUAUUCUCAACCAUAGCUGCUUCUAGAGGUGUGCUUAAUUUACCCAAGUGCCAAAUUGUUUUGCUGCAGCUCCAUCACCCAGGCUAAGGAUCAGUGGGGAGUGGCUGUCUGUCCUUAGCUUUUUCCUCUCCUACUUUUUAAAGACUGCUGUGGUGAUCUGUAAUCAUGGACUCUUCCCUUUGAUAGCUGGGGGACAAAUAGAAAGUUUACCAAUGAACUAUGACCACGUUUAUUCUGAAUGUGCCCAAGGUUAGCUGAAACCUCACCCUUAACUUAGACCAGCACAUUUUAUGCCAACUGUUAUGCCACUACCCAUCCCAAACUGAUGCUGAGCCACGCUUGGAAACGAGGCCUAACUUUUCACUGUUGUGCAUGGAAGAGGGGGCUUUCAAAAUGUACUCUCCAAGCUGAGUGCUUGCUUCUGCUGUCCCCACCCUCUAAAUGAGCACCAGCACACCAGUGAAAAGCAAGUGAGCAGGGCAUGUGUAGAAAAUAAGGACUCACUCUUGUCUCCCUUGCUGUCCUUUCCUUAGCAGCUGUUGGGCCUUUCUGGUUUCUUCCCUUUUCUUCUCGGACACAAGUGCAGCAAGGUUUGGGCUUGAAGGCAGGGGGAAAGAGUCCCACAACCAAGCCCAGACUGCUCUGUGGGCACACUGUGCAUUUCUUGUGUGUCUGGGAUAUAAGCAGGGCCUCUGGCUUACCUGCAUUGCUUGCUGCUGUGCUGCAACAUAGACACUCCAGAAUCGCACAUGGCAGAAUGUCAGUUUCCAAAACAUUCCUAGCCCUCACACUUGCAGAGGGAGCACAGUGGCCAUGUUUGCUAAAUCAUAGAAAAUACAAAUGGUUGAAGAAGGGAUUUAGGAAGUCCAGAGACAUCUUCACCCAGUAUAGCACUGUGUCCUUCCUUGUGGAUUCUGUUUAAACCCCCUGCCUUUUCUAUACUUGUCCUCUCCACUCCCUGCAUUUCUCAGUGAAUCCUAGCCCAUCCUUCUUAGCCACCCAUGCUCAGAAUUUCUUACAUCUGCAGGUAGGGAAGGCUUGCAAUAGAGGAGUUAUACUAAACUGCAAAGCACACAGACAGAUACAGUCAUGCGUGACUUUACACAAUUUUCACGCAGUUUCCCGUACAGAAGUUCUUGUAGGAAACUCAUCACACGUGAAGCAACACUUAACUCUGCUUGCUAUGGCAGGAAAUUGUUCAGUGGAAAAUUCCAGAGCCCUUGAGCAUCCCACGCUGAUGCAAAAAUCUGUACGAUUUAUCACAGCCCACCUUUAGCUAAACUGCUUUUGUGCUCUUGCCAAGGACCUGGUUGGGAGAAGCACCCUCUAUUAGACGGUACAUUCUAGUCCUCUUGCGGCCCAUAACCACCUUUGGCCUUCCUGCCAUGCAACAGUUGUCUUCUGCACCAAAUAUCAGCCGUUUUUGGAAUGUCUUGUGGGGUUUGUUGUUUUUAAGAUUGAAGUGUUCCUUCACUCCUGCUUUCCUCUCCAGUCCAGCAUCGGUUCCCCCUUUUUUGCUAGUUCCCUACGCCCCCCAUCGUGAUGCCAGUUCUUCUACACCUUUGCCACUGCUCUGCUCAUUUGGUCUAUUGAACCAUUUGCCCCCUUUCUGCCUACCAUUAGUCUCUCUUUCAGGGCAUUGCCCGUGAUCUCAAGUGUCAAGUUGCCAGUCCUCCCUCGCUCCUCCUCCUGGUGCUAUAUUGCCAUUCUGUCUUCCCUCUUCCUCCUCCUCCUUCUCUAGUCCCUUCCUCACCUGGUACUACGUCGCCAUCUUGCUCUCUUUUCAACUCCUUUCCCCCCACUUUGGUGCUAUUUUCUCUUGUCACACAUAUUGCCCCUUCCCUCACACACCCCUCGGUUUUAUAUAAAUUGAAACCACCCUACUUGUUUUUAUUUAUAAAAUAGUUUUAUUGGACUCCA
Molecule: messenger RNA, 6169 nt
Organism: Podarcis muralis (Common wall lizard)
Lineage: Eukaryota; Metazoa; Chordata; Lepidosauria; Squamata; Lacertidae
Source: RefSeq, a predicted model, not a curated record